CAGGUUUAAACAACGGAAACGUUACAGGAAAACGAGUACUCUCAAAGAAGUUCUCAGCCCUCGGUGAGGAAGCUCCGGGUGGAAACACCCUUUUUAGGUGCAUUUAAAUCUUUGCUAGUCGUCUCGUUUGCUAAACACAGGCUAACGCGCGAUUUGACAGGCGAUUCUCACCAUGUCGACCACCAAGGUAGCCACAACCACCCGAUCCGCGAAUUGUACAUCACGACCAGACAGUCGCUUGCAUGAUUGUUCUUCUACUGCGGUCGGGGGGCAUGACUCCGAGAGCAAAGCCCGCACGUGGAGGAUUCUAACUCCAGCUCAGCGAAUAGAGAAGCUAAAUGGCAUGGCGAUGAAGCGGGCACAAGAGAUGGAGAAGGUCCUUACCCCUUCUCAUCCCGACUGGCCAAUGUAUGAGCUCGUACGAAGAGGUAACCCCGUGUUCAAGCAUCGGUGGAUGGUCCUUCUCUACGCGUACUGGGCCCUCACAGGGGCGGGCUUGCUCCGAUGUCCCUCCCUUGCCUUCGGAAUGAGCGCGUUCAUCAUCACCUACCUGUAUAUUGAGCUGUAUGGCGCUAUCUUGCAUGUCAACCUUGAUAACCCCUCCUUCUUGUUCCUCCCAGUGUUGUGGGAGGCCUGUCUAGAAUUCCAAUAUCAUCAUGUCAUACCCAGCGAAAUUACUUUGCGUAGCUAUCCUCAAAUCGCCGCCGAUUUGAAUCUCAUCGUUGCAUUGCAAUUUAUUGUCUGCACAAUUGUCUUCUAUGCGCAUGGCGGACUUUUUAAUCCUUACAUUCACGCCACAAUGGCAUGCGGGCUGGUCAAUGCUUACCUGUUAGAGUGGGCGCAUAGACAAGCUCAUUUUCCUCGAGGCAAACGCCAUGCUUUCGCGCAAUAUCUUCAGGACCGAGGUUUUCUUGUCUCCGAAGCCUUGCAUCGACGGCAUCAUCAAACUUUUGAUGUGGGGUUUCCCGUCCUUAGCGGACUGUCUGAGCCGGUGAUAAACUUUGUGAGAGCCAAGGUAUGCGCGAACCAAUGGGUCUGGCUGGCGGCUUUUAUAUUAAUGACGUUGGCAGGCUUGCCUUGCAUUAUCUCUGUCAAUAUGAGGCUUUGGGAAUGGGGUGGAGAAGUUGUGUAUGGAGGAGGGCAAGAAAGCGAUGUAUACUUAUAUGUCGAAGAGAUCUUGGGAAUGGCGAGGGCCCUCUGUUUGGGUCUCUCAUCCUCAUGUAUGAGCUUUAUAGAAAGCAAUUUUUGACAGCAUCUUUGAAUAAAUAAAUCUGAUUUUCCUAGUGGAAGAAUAAAUGGUUCCAAGAAACAAUUACAUCG
Nannochloropsis gaditana CCMP526 is the source of this 1320-nucleotide messenger RNA. Its product is annotated as kua-ubiquitin conjugating enzyme hybrid localization domain-containing protein. The coding region runs from base 173 to 1249 and encodes 358 amino acids. The transcript has 2 exons. The record is from RefSeq and is a predicted model, not a curated record.